CAAGCUUCCAUCCAGACACGAGCAGUAUAGAAAGGUCUACGACUUUUUGGGGUAUUUGCCGAAGCAGCCUACUCCCGCACAGGAGUCUGCUCGGAGACUAGACGCUGGUGCAGGUAGCGCAUCUUCUUCACACCUGCUUGAUGCGAAAAGGAGAGGAAACCUUUCUACCCCUACUAGAAUCCUCACACCCGGGAGAGGAUGGCAGAGUACGGAGGCAAUUAUUUUUAAUGAUGCCAUGGUUAGAGACGGGGCGUUUGGCAUUACUCCAUCAAGAUCUGAUCGCAGUAGACUGGCACCGGCAACAACUACGUCUUCGACAUAUUACAGUACCACCUUCAACACCGGGACGACUCGCACACCAAAUUAUAUGGCGUUUCCGACUAAGUCCACUCCAAAUAGUCUACAUCACCGCAAUCUGACAGCUCCGCCACGCUCUGCUAGAGAUCGGCUGAAAAUCGCUGCUGCCCAAACAGAAUCAGGCGUGCCUGGAACUGGCCAUAGUCGUACUCAUCUGUCUCCAUCCCCGUUCCGCAGACCAAGACUUUCGCCAGCAAGUACCCCAUCUCCCGAACCGGGGGUUCAUCAUACAACGUUGUUGUCACUGCCGGUUUUCAUUGCGGGACCAACAAGCACUUUGCCAAGAGUUGGAGGAUCUAGUUGUAGUACUACUCAGGGUACUACGUCAUCUGGCGGACCUGGAGGUGGAAGAGCUGACAAAGUCUCACGACAACUACCAAGGAGCCCUCCACGACCACAGGUAAGUCAAAGCCAGCUAGCAUACACACCAAUCUCUUCCUGGCGACCGUGCUCCACGAGGUACGAAAAGCUGUAUCUACCACUCUCCAUCAAAAGCCAUCAGUCUUCCCAUGAGUGGCGUAAUCCCGCUCAGCAUCCGCCACCGUCGCCUACGUCCUUUCCGAUGCGGUCAUCGUCACCACCUAAUGUCGAUAGAUGGAGACGAAGCUCAUCGGCUGGUGUAGCUGCUUCGAAUAUUGUUCGUGUGCCACCACCUGCACCAGGAGGACCAACUACUACAUCGUCUAUUAGGAGUACUACAACAAGAGGACUACCUCCAAGUAGAGGACAGGAACCAUCAGCAUCAAAUUUUUUACCAAAUGAUAGAGCGAAGAUUUUAUCGUCGCCUUCGUCUCCACGUGAAAGAAUCCACUAUUUCUCCACAUCUCCACCACUGAUUAAGAGACGCGGCAGUGGACACAAUAACAAUCUGCUUGCUGCCUCAGCUUCCAGUGGUACAACUACUAGUUUCUCCCACCUACUUCGCACCAUCGACGCUCAUACACCAUCGCCAAGAGGAUACAACAGGAGUCCAAGGAGAAGCACUGCUAUGAUUUCUCCUGCAUCUAGGGCACCAGAAGAGCGACUAGUGAACUCUCCUUUCAAUCGUGCAAAUAAUCAGAGUGGGCGUAAAGCAAAGUCAGUGACGUUCGCGCCAGCCGGUGGUGUGCACAGCUAUGAAAAAAUCUAUUUGCCUGGUCGCAGCGUGACCGAAUUGUUGCAACGGAAUCCUGACCACGGAAAUGUGAUAAAACGAACGUCUGGUACGACUGUCAUGAAUCCUCUAGAGUACUAUACGACGUCGCCGGACUACAGAGCAGGCAAGUCUCCAAUUGUACCAAAAAACAAAAGUGCGAGUAGUUUGUUGUCGGCAGAAGAGAUUGAGAAAGUGUUUGGGGGUCUUGAUCCUUUGCGCACCGUUGCGGGUAGAUCAUGGUCUACUACGGCGUCGGCUUCUGCACGCAGAGCGAGUAGUGACAAUCGAUAUACAACGUCUUUUGCUGAUGUUGGUCGACAAGUGAAAAACUACAAUGACAUCAGAAUCAGAUCCGCACCAUACGCAUACACCCCUUCUCGCUCUCGCAACUCCUACGACGAUGACAACUGCCCUGACUCGCCGCCUAAUCCAUCGCGAGACUACGGUCGACACGUCGGUUACGUGUCACAGCUCAAAGGUCACAGCAUCGCUGGGGAUCGCAGAACGCAGCCACCUCUCUUCACUGCGCCUGCCACAUUCUUGCCUCCUUCGCGAACAGACCCGAGUCCUCCGAGAGGGAACUACAGUCCUCUUAUGGUUGUGUCAACUUGAUUGGAAAUAUCUUCUGACUUAGCUCGUCGUUCUUGUAGCUCCUUGUUUUUCUCACUCGUACAUAGAUACAAGCAGCGCUCCCAUCUUCUAACUCUCUCGUUGAACUCGGCCACUAUCACUCCGAGACGCAAACUCGACUCUUCAAUCGUCGCACAAAGCACAGACUUGAUUCAACUGGCCGCCCUGUGCUGACUCUCACUCCUUCCAGCUUCUAUUCCGCUCGUAGCACUGUCAGCGCGCCUCGCUACAACCUGGCUGCUGUCAAAAGCACGCCAGAAAACCUGUUUCUCUAUGGCACCAACGUCGCUGCGCAACUGACGACAGCAAACUACAGGAGUGGGGGAGUGCCUUACUCUCCAGCUCCACCCGGAAGCAAUGUUGCUCACCUGUUCAGUACCGCUGCUGGGAGAACGCCUUCGUCACCUCCUAGGUUCUCAUCCCAGAGCCGAUUGAUUACUGCAUCACCAGACCCAGCAGCUCAUAAAAAAACGAAACAUUCCACUCCCUUCGCUCGUUACCUCCAUAGUCGUGCGGAGACACCGCUGAAAAACGGCACAGGAACCUUCGGUGGAACCCAUUGCAUCGAUGUGCAGCACAAUUUUGGGAGAGCGACAGCGUCUGGAACAGCACCACGUCACGACUUCGAUCAUCAUUAGGGCUUAUUAACGCCGAAUAAACUUAUAUAUUUAUAAAGAACUUUGACUUUCGUUGCAGCCAAAGUCAAUGAUUUAGAUUAAACGAACGACUGACUCUCUUGCCUACAACUUUAUCAAUAUCAACUUGAACUUCAUCUUUCUUUGCCCAACAUUAAACCGAAACUUCUCCCCCUCUCUUCAUCUCCGCCACGAACAGUUUAUGCGCAGGCACAAAAACGUUGGUGCGGAUUUCGUGUUUCGAUCCGAUUCGCCUUCCCCAAGCAGAAAUCCUCGUACCCAGGCCACGACAGGUGCCUCCGAAAAGCGUCUACUAACCUUUGCUUCCCCAUCAACAACGCGUCUUCAGCCUCUGUCGAGGUAUGUGUACUAAGGCACAGCGACAACACGGCUUUUGUUCUCAUAAGAUUAGGAUUUAUGAACACCGAUGUAGUUUGGGCUCGUCAUUAUAAAAAACGGACUUAAUUUAGGGUUGGGAGUUGACAUCUCUAUUGAUAUGAGCAUCUCUAUGGAGGUUUCUUCAAGUAGGAAAGCCAUAGAUAUGCGAGCUAGAGCGGUCAACUUUCAACCCCUAACUUAAUGGCGUGAAGCUUCUACUUGUUCUGUCACUGUAACUCACAAUCUUGAGAAAAACUUAGAAAAAAUAGAGAUACAUUACACGACACUGGAAAAGUUAUCUUUUACCACACUUAAAAACCUACUUUUCAUGAUUAUCAUUAUCCCACGCACAUCAUUAGACACUAAGAAUACAACAGAAUAAGCAAAAAUCAAAUUCAAAAUCAAUAUCAAGCUAUAUCAUCUUUUUCGAUCUUAAUCGCGCACGCACUUCUGCUCUUGUCAUUCAAAUUUCUUUUUUAUUAUGAACCAUAUAUGUUAGUGUUACUCUCAUUUCGACUUGCUACAGGGCUAAAGCUGUCUCAGCUGACGAACACGACUGACAUAUUCUUUGCACAGAACAACAACGAACUAUCAAAAACUUCCAAAUCAUUUGCAUCAUCUCUUUUUGAAUAUAGUUGUGGUACCCAUUAAUGUAGCACGCAUCUACUUGUUUACUGAAUAAAGACCUCCAACGACGAAUGUUCAUGAGCUAGACUAGCUUUUAUUUACCAAUAAAGAGUCGAUGAACCUCCUGGACUACGUGAAAAUAAUCACCACGACGAUCAUGUUGUCAACAUGAAUGCACCAAUUACAGUAGUACUUCUAGAUUCUUAUCCACCUCUUCAUUUCACCAUCUGAUGUGAGACCAGGACUUCGAUGUCCACGAUCCGAAAGGAACGAGAUAUGUCGACGUGUUGAG
This is a messenger RNA of Amoebophrya sp. A25, 4054 nucleotides long. NCBI's taxonomy places the organism in Eukaryota, Dinophyceae, Syndiniales, Amoebophryaceae. The record is from the annotation of a GenBank genome assembly.